Messenger RNA from Oncorhynchus keta (chum salmon), 6950 nucleotides. Its product is annotated as RNA binding protein fox-1 homolog 3-like. The record is from RefSeq and is a predicted model, not a curated record. Gene Ontology annotation, biological process: nervous system development; regulation of alternative mRNA splicing, via spliceosome. Gene Ontology annotation, cellular component: cytoplasm; nucleus. Gene Ontology annotation, molecular function: mRNA binding. Lineage: Eukaryota; Metazoa; Chordata; Actinopteri; Salmoniformes; Salmonidae.
AUGGCCCAGCCGUACACGACUGCCCAGUACCCGCCUCCCCCACAGAAUGGCAUCCCGGCCGAGUUUGCGGCACCCACCCCCCUCCCCACGCAGGACUACACCGGGCAGAACAGGGUGCCCGAGCAUGCCAUGACCCUCUACACCCCCACACAGACGCACAGUGAGCCGCCGGGCACCGACAACAACACGCCCGCCAUCACCGCCAACACGACUGUACCGACAGAUGACGUGACGCAAUCAGAGGUCUCCCUGCAGCUCCAGCUGCAGCUCUCGGACUCCUCGGAGAAGCAGCAGCCCAAGAGGUUACAUGUCUCCAACAUCCCCUUCCGCUUCCGUGACCCUGACCUGCGGCAAAUGUUUGGGCAAUUUGGAAAGAUUCUAGAUGUGGAGAUUAUCUUUAAUGAGCGAGGAUCCAAGGGCUUUGGGUUUGUAACUUUUGAAACGAGCACAGAUGCCGACCGUGCGCGGGAGAAGCUAAACGGUACAAUCGUAGAAGGACGCAAAAUAGAGGUGAAUAAUGCAACAGCAAGAGUGAUGACAAACAAAAAAAUUGCCAACCCGUACACAAAUGGCUGGAAGCUGAACCCUGUGGUGGGAGCUGUCUAUGGUCCUGAACUGUAUGCUGUAACAGGUUUCCCUUACCCGGCCACAGGGGCUACGGUGGCCUAUAGGGGUGCCCACUUGCGAGGCCGGGGGCGGGCUGUGUACAACACCUUCCGCACAGCACCUCCACCACCACCUAUUCCAGCCUAUGGAGCAGUGGUGUACCAGGAUGGCUUCUACGGAGCAGAAAUCUAUGGGGGCUACGCUGCGUACCGAUACGCCCAGCCCACCACCGCUGCUGCCUACAGUGACAGCUAUGGCAGAGUCUAUGCAACAGCAGACCCCUACCACCACACAAUCGGCCCUGCCGCCACAUACAGUGUGGGGACCAUGGCUAGCCUAUACAGAGGAGGGUACAGUCGCUUCACUCCCUACUAACAGAAAGAAAAGAGAGAAAGACAGAGACAUUACCCCCCAACAAACAAAAAUCAAACCAAUUAACAAACAAGCAAACACCUCAUCCUUCGUGGAGCGCGAAAUCAAACUAAAAGCUUCCAGGUUACCAAUGCUGACCCCUCCCCCUGACACCCGCCCUCCCGCUACAGACGAUUUCUACAACCUUGUUGAUGUCAUCAUUGGUCUGCUCCUAUGAUUUGUUUUGUAUUCAUUUUGUGCUUUGGAUUGAUUUCGGAGAAGUUAUGUUCUGCACAUGUGACUGCUGUAGAUGGGUGCUGUGUCACCAUAUCCAAUGUGUGCCUACUGUAGUACGCAUGAUGCAUGAUCAGAGGGGUGUGUUUCUGCAGUGACCGUCAGAUGGAUGACAAUCUAGUGGGGCAUUAGAUACACUGUUAUUUAGCCUAUUCUUCAAUUGGAAUUCAAUGAAAUUCAAGCAGGAAACAAAAUAUUGUAUUCCAAUUAGCAUUAGAAAUAUAUAAUUAUAAUAAUAAAAAAAGACGAUGCACAUGCCCUGCUAAUUCUUAUUUCACAAGACGCCACUGUCAACUGUAUGAUUGCUCUGUAAUGUUGGAGUGUCCUAAUGCACUUGAAUUGGAGUCCUAACAGUGAUGUGGUGUGACAGCAUGCAGAGUGAGCACCAUUGCACCACAGUGAGGGGUCAGAGUUCACCUGGGGUUGAGACUGGGCUAGCUCUCGCUAAUGUGAUGGCACUCUAGGCUAAAGGACUUAGGAUUGUGAAGGAUUCAAUGUCUUUGUUUAUUUCAGGCACAUUUUUUCCACACUGAUCUGCAUGUUCACGUAUAAUUAACUGAAGUGUACAGUGCAUUCAGAAAAUAUUUAGACACCUUGACUUUUUCUGAAUUUUGUUACGUUACAGCCUUAUUACAAAAUUGAUUCAAUUGUUUCCCCCCCUCAUCAGGCAACACACAGUACCCCAUAAUGACAAAGCAAAAACAUGUAUUUUUUAUUUUCUUGAAAAUCUAUGUAAAAUAAACAGAAAUAUCAGAUUUAGUAUUCAGUAUUCAGCAUUCAGACACUUUACAAAGUACUUUGUUGAAGCACCUUUGGUAGCAAUUACAGCCUCGAGUCUUCUUGGUUAUGACGCAGCAAGCUUGGCAGUCCUGCAUUGUCGGAACUAGAAGCACAAGCAUUUCGCUACACUCGCAUUAACAUCUGCUAACCAUGUGUAUGUGACAAAUAAAAUUUGAUUUGAUUUCACACCUGUAUUUGGGGAGUUUCUCCCAUUCCUCUCUGCAUAUCCUCUCAAGCUCUAUCAGGUUAGAUGUGGAGCGUUGCUGCUCAGCUAUUUUCAGAUCUCUCCAGAGAUGUUCGAUCGGGUUCAAGUUCGAUCGGGUUCAGGUCCGGUCUCUGGUUGGGCCACUCAAGGAGAUUCAGAGACUUGUCCCGAAGUCACUUCUGGGUUAUCUUGGCUGUGUGGUUAGGGUUGUUGUCCUGUUGGAAGGUGAACCUUCGCCCCAGUCUGCGGUCCUGAGCGCUCUGGAGCAGGUUUUUAUCAAGGAUCUCUCUGUACUUUGCUCCGUUCAUCUUUCCCUCGAUCCUGACUAGUCUCCUAGUCCCUGUCGCUGAAAAACAUCCCCACACCCUGAUGCUACCACCACCAUGCUUCACCGAAGGGAUGGUGACAGGUUUCCUCCAGAUGUGACGCUUGGCAUUCAGGCCAAAAAGUUCAAUCUUGAUUUCAUCAGACCAGAGAAUCUUGUUUCUCAAGGUUUGAGAGUCUUCAGGUGCCUUUUGGCAAACUCCAAGCGGACUGUCAUGUGCCUUUUACUGAGGAGUGGCUUCUGUCUGGUCACUACCAUAAAGGCCUGAUUGGGGGAGUGCUGCAGAGAUGGUUGUCGUUCUGGGAGAUUCUCCCAUCUCCACAGAGGAACUCUAGAGCUCUGUCAGAGUGACCAUCGGGUUCUUGGUCACCUCCCUGACCAUCGGGUUCUUGUCCACCUCCCUGACCAAGGCCCUUCUCCCCCGAUUGCUCAUUUUGGCCGGGCAGCCAGAUCUAGGAAGAGUCUUGGUGGUUCCAAACGUCUUUCAUUUAAGAAUGGUGGAGGCCACUGUGUUCUUGGGGACCUUCAAUGCUGCAGAAAUGUUUUGGUACCCUUCUCCAGAUCUGUGCCUCGACACAAUCCUGGCUCUACAGAAAAUUAUUUUGACCUCAUGGCUUGGUGUUUGCUCUGACAUGCUGUGGGACCUUGUACAGACAGGUGUAUGGCUUUCCAAAUCAUGUCCAAUUAAUUGAAUUGACCACAUGUGGACUCCAAUCAAGUUGUAGAAACAUCUCAAGGAUGUUCAAUGGAAACAGGAUGCACCUGAGCUCAAUUUCGAGUCUCAUAGCAAAGUGUCUGAAUACUUGUAAAUAAGGUAUUUCUGUUUUUUUUAUUUUGAAUACAUUUGCAAACCUUUCUAAAAACCUAUUUUUGCUUUAUGGGGUAUUGCGUGUAGAUUGUGUGUAGAUUGCUGAAUAAAAAAUUUAAUUGAAUAAUUUUUAGAAUAAAGCUGUAACAUAAACAUUUUUGCAAAAAGUCAAGUUGUCUGAGUGCUUCCAGAAGGCACUAUACAGUGGGGACAACAAGUAUUUGAUACACUGACGAUUUUGCAGGUUUUCCUACUUACAAAGCACGUAGAGGUCUGUAAUUUUUAUCAUAGGUACACUUCAACUUUGAGAGACGGAAUCUAAAACAAAAAUCCAGAAAAUCAUGAUUUUUAAGUAAACUUGCAAAAUCGUCAAUGUAUCAAAUACGUGUUCUCCCCACUGUAUGUGACGUUUAGAGGUGGGUAAUCAUUAUUUUUAGUAGGCUACGCUGUCGACUCAUCUAUGAAGUACUGUAGUGCAAUUCCUGAUAACUAUUCACUUUUCAGUAUUGCACAAAACAUUCUGUACCUCAGGAUAAACCACUACAAGUGAUUUGAUCUGACAACUAAUUGUAUCAGUGGAAUGCUUGUCUGUUUAUUGAAGAUUUUCUUGACAUAAUCAGUGCUUGACUUGGGCAGAAGCUUACCAGAGCUGAGCACCAGCACCUCAGAUGUUCUACUGCUUGAGCUCCUGCACCUAAAUAAAACAAUACCAGCACCCAAAAUGACUAGCAUAAGUCAAGCAUACCCACCAAACACUACCAGUGGGUUCCCCCACUUUACAAUGACAGAGCAUUGACCUAUUGGUUUAUUUAGCCUAAAUCUCUCUGGAAGAGCUGAAUUACUAGAGCAGGUACAGUGAGAGAUUAUAGACUUUCCAUUAUGAGGAGAGAAAUGGACUGUGAACAUGAUUGUAUCAUAUUUCACUUUCAGGAGAAAAUACCUUGUUCCAUACAGCUCUAGGAAGAGUCUCGGUGGUUCCAAACUUCUUCCAUUUAUGUAUUAUAACACCUGCGUGUUACAAUGAUAUCAUUUACGUAUGUAUCCUCUCAAGUGUUAUCUGUUUGAUUUGGAUCAUUUUGUAGAUGUGACAUGUUUAUAAAGACAUCAUAUAUGAGCAGUUAUGUUUACUCAACAUGUUGAACAUGAUAUAGAUUAAUGUUGUAUACCAAAAUAACAUAUCAUCACUUGAUCAAAGAAAAUGAUACCUUGUUCUUCCUUUUAUAUACCAGGGUUCCACCAUGGGGGCUUUUAUAUGAUACAAAACAGCUUCAGACAUUGUUAUUAAUGUAUUUGUAGGUGUUUCUGAUUCAAUUACACCGUGUGUGUGUGUGUGUGUGUGUGUGUGUGUGUGUGUGUGUGUGUGUGUGUGUGUGUGUGUGUGUGUGUGUGUGUGUGUGUGUGUGUGUGUGUGUGUGUGUGUGUGUGUGUGUGUGUGUGUGUGUGUGUGUGUGUGUGUGUGUGUGCAUGUGUGUGUGUGCAUGCGUGUGUGCAUGCGUGUGUGUGUGUGUGCAUGCGUAUGUGUGUGUGCGUGCGCAUGUGUGUGUGUGCGUGUGUGUGUGCGUGCGUGCGCGCGUGUGUGUGCGUGCGUGUGUGUGCGUGCGUGCGCGUGUGUGUGUGUGUGCGUGCGUGUGUGAAUAGUAGGUUUGACACAGCUGGCGCAACUGGAUUCUCUGUGGAACUAACACAGAGAAUCCCCCAAGAACAACGGCUCACUGAAGCCAAGUUCCACUGUUUCUUCAACUCAAUUAGCGUCUACGUCUUAAGCUGAAUUUACAGCAGUGGAAUUCUGCUGUUUGAACACAUAGGCUUGAGACAGCUCCACACAAAAUAUAUAUAUUAUAAAAGAGACAGCUCCACACGCAUACACUGAACGGCAAGGAAAAUACUCCCCUCUGCCUUGGUCAAAGAGAACCUCAUGGCUUUGAAUUCUCCCUCUCACUGCCUACCAAUUCCUAAUGAUGCCCGUCAUUACAGCUGUUGUUUCAAAAUCCUAUUUAGCAGACGGCUACUUCUACACUGAACUUAAUUGGAGAGAGAAACUUAGUAAUUACUAUAGUACCAGUUGAUCCGCUUGAAAGGAAAUAGACUAUUUGAAUCCCCCUGUUCAGUUUGGGUGCAGAUAAGUCAUAAAUGAGUUGAGUAGGAAAGCCACAGUGUCAGAGACUGAGAGCAGACAUCUUAAUGAAGGCUGCUCUUCUGAAGCUAUCGUUUAGCAAAUACACUGGAGGCCAUAGUGUGACGAAUAGUAAUUCAUGUUUUUCACUGGCUGUGUGUUUUUGAGGUUUGCCAACUUCUUUCCUCUAGUCUAGACAUCCUGAAAUCUCUCUCCAUGACAACUCUUUGCCUCAAUAAAUCACUUUAUAAGUCCUAACUCAUUGAUAACCUAACCUUGUAAAACCUUGUACAGUAAAAUAGAAUCUUCCACUUUAAGCACCCACUCAUUUCCUGUCUGCACGUGAACCCGCCUGAUAAGAUGCUAGCUCCUAUGAGAGGAACAUCAAUGCCCAGGAGGGGUGUUAGCCGCCAUGCCUCACCACCAUAAAUUAGAGCAGGCUAAUCAGCCACUAUCAAUCACUGUAUCGCUAGCUUCACUUACAGGCCAUUCCUACACUACAUCUUCACUAUAGCAAUGUGCAGAUCUCAGUCUACCAGCAGCUACAUUUCACAGUUAAAAAAGAAAGUCGGCCUAGAACACACCUUUUCAUUGACAUCCUCUACUUUCAGGGUUACUCGGGGUCAGUUGUAUUCAUGAGGACAUUGCAGUGAUGUCAUGUUUUAACUUGGAUGGGUUUGAGUGUUGUCAGUUAAAGUUGUAUUGUGUCCAUACAACUCUUCCUCCCUUUAUAAUCAAUGUAUUCAUUGUUACACUGUUAAAAUGUCAAAUUAUCAAGGCUUCAUAUAACAUGUAAAUAGCUAAUAUAUAUUGUGUCUUAUUAUAUUUUGCUAAAUAUUAAACAUGUGUAUCUAUAGUGUAGAGGCUGAAAGGUUUUCCAGUUUUAUAAUAUCCCCAUCUACAUUUGUUUUUCGUAGCUAGCUACAUUAUUAAAAACACUCAAUGAAGGUGUUAAACCACAUGCCCAGGCAUAUACAGUUUGCUCACAGUUAAAAAUGUCUAUUUGUGUCAAUUGAACACACAGUUUGUUAGUUCAUUAUGAUGUAUUUACUAUUCUAGUCAGUAAGCCUUGAUAAGCUGACCGUUUAAUUUCUUUAUCCAUCUAAAAGAUUUGUAGAGAAAAAGGGAAACAAGCUAAAAAAGUUUUAAAAGUUCCUGUAAAUAUAUACAUGUAUAUACACAUAUAUUACCAAUUCUCUGAUUAUCUGGUUUCUAUGUGUUCAUAUAUAUAGUGGUUUUAUCUGUGUAUUUUCAAUUCAGCUGAACUUGUUCUAUGAGUUGUACAGUAUGUCAUUUCUAAAAAAGUCUAUAUGGUCUGAAAGGUGUAAGUAAUUGGCUUUUGAUUUAUUGGUACAGUAUAUUACAUUUCCUUUGUCUUCUUUCAUCAAUGACUUAGUUGUUAGUAUAUGUGACAUAUCUAAGCAACCUCUGAUUGUUUGAGUGUCAGAAUAAAGCAGUUCUGAGAGCA